Molecule: messenger RNA, 2286 nt
Organism: Periconia digitata
Lineage: Eukaryota; Fungi; Ascomycota; Dothideomycetes; Pleosporales; Periconiaceae
Source: the annotation of a GenBank genome assembly
CCUUGCGACCGUCGUUCCCGUCGUCACUUUCCGUAUUCAGUGCAUGAGCGAAACUUACCUUCCACAGAGAGCGGCGCUCCAGCGCGGCCCAUAGUGCUUCGUCUCAUCAUGUCCUUUGGUUACAGCAUCGGCGACGUUAUCAAUCUCGUCCAGAUCUCCGCCCGUGUCUACGUUGCUUUCAACGAUGCAAACAACUGCUCCGAGUCCCAGGUCGUGGGACUCGUGCGCGAGUACACUGCUUUCCAUCAUUGCUUGGUCGAGCUAGCGGAGCUUAUGAAGGAGUAUGGAAAGCCGCUUCCCUUCUCCUAUCAUGACUUUCAGAGCACCUUGGAGCGCUGCGAAAGCACAAUCGAGCCCUACAAAGAGAACCUGGUCGACCGUAAGAUGAGUGUGAAGAAGUUCAUAUACACCAUCAAAUACAUGGGCAAAGAGAAAGAGAUUGAGAACCUGCGCUCUUUGGUCAACGGUCACUGCCAGUCCCUGCAGUUGUGCAUCAGUUUCUUGAACUUACGUUUGCAGGUGGAAGCCACGAAACAAACACAUCGGCUGCUGGAUAUGGUGCCUUUUCGAUCUGUAAGCAUUGGUGGGCAAUAUUACACAACCAACGCCAUCGGCAGUUCCUCCCGAACUGAACCUCUUGCGCUACCCCCUCUAUCUGAUGCCGAUCAAUUGUACAAAGACUAUCUGAUCUUCAACCGAUGGCUGAAGAGUCAGGAUGAACAGCUUGUGGCAGAAGGGGGCACUCUAAACAGGCCGCUGUCCCUCGGAGACACACCUUCAGCAGCCCCAAGUCGGGAUGAUCAAACGGACGCCGUUUUCUAUCAUCUCCGCCGUGAACUGGAAGAUGCCAACGCAAUCGCGGAGAAUCGUGCGAAGCGGACCGCCGUGGGAAAGAGAACUCAUCUCUCACCCAGUGAAGCGGUACGUCAGGAGGUCAGAAAUACUCCUCCAGCUCCCCAACGGACAUAUACGCUCGACACGGAUCAUUCAGGGCUGUUUUCGCGGUUUGAAAAUUACGACACUUCCAUGGUGGACUCGACAGCGACCAUCCGCCUAUCGCCCCAGCAGACGUCGCAAGCUGCUUCUCCGUCAGGCAGUCCACAGAUCCCAUCAUCGAAUUUUGAACCAAUCGAUUGGGGUCGGAUUUCACCAACGGCAUCUCCAUCAUCCUCUAGGCCUCAAGCUGUUCCUGGACGUACCCCUUCUGUAUCAACCACAUAUUCCGAUCUCAGUACAUCUCCUAGAUCGCAUUUUUCAACCGGUCCAGGUAUUAGUACUGCGGACACGAGCCCCGAGGAUGUGGGUCGCUCUCUCCGACGAAGGAUGUCGGCUGCAUCAUUGAUGAGCAUUGCUCUUGGACCGGGAGCCUUGCAGUGGAACAGACUGUGCCACAAAGUUGUUGUUGAGCGAACAACGAUGCGGGGUGUUGACAGCAGAGUAUGUGAUCUACAGUGGCGAUUUCGAGAUGACGCCGGAAUCUCGAUUCGCGCUUUGUAUCGGUCGUCGACCACAAAAGAGGUCAAGACGUGGACUACACAGCAAUUUCUGGCUACGGGGCCCAGUAUCCCUUUGACCACGUCGUAUCGGGAUGGCGACGUUUCGAUCGACUUCCCACGAUCGUCCUUCGGAAAGUUGGACAAGGGGUGUUUGGACGUCAAAUAUACCAUCACCGGCACCGAAGCGAGCGCUCGUUUCCAGACGUUGCUUUACACCAACAAUGGCAAGGACCCCGCAGAGUUGCUGUUCGAUCGCCCCAUCUCGACAAUCUCAUCAGACUUGAACAAACCAGAGUGCCGUAGUAAAAAUUUGAGACUGUGGAAGAGGAACGAGAUACGGGUGGGGCUCAAUGGCGUUGAAACUAUCGAAGUUCUCGUCAUUCUUUUUUACACGAGCGCGCUUGAGGACGAAAAAGCGCACUGGGUGGAAGAACCCCACUACAUAUUUCAAUGGCUUGACGCCUCGGUAUACAAGCGAAGUGCGGCCAGGGAGAAGAAAUUGCAGCUCAUUGUGUCCAAAGAUCCUGGGAGAUGGUCAAGACAUAAGGUGCGGAGAAAUUCAUCCAAGACCUCGGAAAGCAGUGUGAAUCAAGAAACCGGAGGCCGCCCUGGCACGCUCAGACGCGAAAGCACGGCGUCCUCAGCCAAGUCAAUGUUUGGGGGCAAGAAGCCAAGCGGGGCGGGAAACCUCAAUCGCUUCGGAUACUCUGAGCUCGAAAUCAAGUUCCAGUCCGAGUUGGAUAGGAUGGAUUUUUUGGAGAUUUGGCAGAGAUUUGUUAAGCCUCUAUAG